Molecule: messenger RNA, 635 nt
Organism: Cucurbitaria berberidis CBS 394.84
Lineage: Eukaryota; Fungi; Ascomycota; Dothideomycetes; Pleosporales; Cucurbitariaceae
Exons: 1
Coding region: 162-398 (78 amino acids)
Source: RefSeq, a predicted model, not a curated record
UAGUGGUAAACAUUUACAAACGUCAUCUCUUGUGUACCAGACCUUGGCUCUUGCUCGCAGAGUACGUUGGCGCCUCUUCAAUAUGAUGAUGAGCUGACAGUUGACAUAGUCUGGACUACUCGGUUCUACAAAUCGUUUAUUGGAUCUUCAUCUACAUCAACAUGUGUUAUUACGAGAGGAUCAACUGCGGAAAGUGCAGGAUUACGGAGCACCGCCUCAUCCAGCACUGUCAUUUCGCACGCAACGACCCAGGCCAUCAAUGCUUUGGCGCUUGGAACAUCAAGCGCGAAAGGACUCAUGAUUGCGACAGUUGCAUCGAAGGAAAGAGAGGAGACCAGACCGGAACGGCAGCAACCCGAAACGUCCAGUCAUCAUAUCGUGUCGCCAGCGGAAGAUAAUGCGUUAUCAGACCGAACUCAACAGUAACAACAAGAGAUUUGGGCCAGAACUACACGUUCUAAUGGGGUUCUUGAAUGAUGCGCCUUAUUUUGAUACCCAGGGAGAGAUGAAUUUGUUCUUUUUGGGAGUUUUCACGCGUCAUUGUAUCAUGUUUUAGUGGUGAAUAUGUCUUGGUCGUAUAUUCGACAAAUAUUGAUGGUUGCUGCCAUGUAAAGUUUGGGUGGGCUGUUUCGUGG